This is a messenger RNA of Gadus chalcogrammus (walleye pollock), 8534 nucleotides long. It is a transcript of the gene klf12b, whose product is annotated as Kruppel like factor 12b. Gene Ontology annotation, biological process: regulation of transcription by RNA polymerase II. The record is from RefSeq and is a predicted model, not a curated record. Bases 1 to 837 code for a protein of 278 amino acids. Gene Ontology annotation, molecular function: RNA polymerase II cis-regulatory region sequence-specific DNA binding; DNA-binding transcription factor activity, RNA polymerase II-specific. NCBI's taxonomy places the organism in Eukaryota, Metazoa, Chordata, Actinopteri, Gadiformes, Gadidae. The transcript has 4 exons.
AUGCACCAGGAGCUCCUUCGCCCGAUCGACUCUAGCGGUCGUAUCUCGCCAUGGAUCGGGAGAGGACGGGUGUCCCCCGCUCCCGCGUUGUCUGAGACGUUCCCCUCGAACACCUGGACUGCAGACGCUGAGCUCUCCUUCAGCGAGAUCCGGGGGGGGGGGGGGGGGCGACGGGGGUCGGGCCUCCGCGGAAAGCACAGAGCUAUCACCGCGGCGGCGGCGGCGGCGGCGGCACAAGACUUUCCAGCGCCCGCGCUCUCUGCGUGCGACCUGUCGGCUCGUACGAGUGUCCGGUGUCACCGGCGGCGGGUGUCCGGUGUCUCUGACUAUCCCGUGUCUCUGUCCCCGUCUCUCUCCGCAGCGCACACAGACCCCUGCGGCCUGUCGCCAAGGCACAUCAAAAGUGACAGCGAUGACGACGACCUCCCCAACGUGACCUUGGACAGUGUUAACGAGACGGGCUCCACGGCCCUCUCCAUAGCCCGGGCAGUGCAAGAUUCUAUGUCGCCGUUCAGUAUUGACAGCAUACGGCGCCCGAGGAGGUCCGAGUCGCCCGAGUCCAAGAAGAGACGCAUCCACAGGUGUGAUUUCGAGGGCUGCAAUAAGGUGUACACCAAGAGCUCCCACCUGAAGGCACACCGGAGAACCCACACAGGUGAAAAGCCAUACAAGUGCACCUGGGACGGCUGCACGUGGAAGUUCGCCCGCUCCGACGAGCUGACGCGGCACUACAGGAAACACACCGGGGUGAAACCCUUCAAGUGUGCGGACUGCGAUCGCAGCUUCUCCAGAUCUGACCACUUGGCCCUGCAUCGAAGGAGGCACAUGUUGGUAUAAAAAAAAAAUGAAGUCGCGGGAAUGGAGAGAGAGAGCGAGAGAAAUGAUAGAGAGAUGAGAGGAGCGAUUGAGGAGGAUACCGGAGAUACGCCGAGAUGGAGACGCGGAUUCAUAGGCCUACACAGUACGAGGGAGGGGGGGGGGGGGGGAGCGGGGUCUCUCUAUGAAUGUUGUUCAGCUGGUCUGGACGUAUACAUUUACACAUACACACGCACACACACACAGAUACAUAUUAGGAACACAUGAGUACAUACACAAGCACACACACACACACACACACACACACACACACACAUACACACCCUCUCUCUCUCACGUGCCUGGUUCUCCCCGCGAAAGAAGACGGGGGGAACAGCUCGCGGAGCACAGACAGGGUUGUAUUUGCUACUCACGAGGACGGAGGAAAACGGACGACGACUGGACCUUUAACGCGUCGUGGUUGCUUGGAGUUUUAUGAAACUGAAAUGGAAUAUUUUACAGCACUGUUCUUUGAUGUUUGUUUUUUUUGGCUUAGAUUUAUAAGUUGGACUGCUACUACUCUUUAUUUGGACGAGAAAAAUGCAAUCGCAAACCCUUUUUUUUUUCUUUUCUCUUGGUAUCUUUCGGUCCAAAAAGACGGCUGCUUUAGAGGCGAUCAUAAUGUGAAGGUGUAUGGGAUGAAUUUGCUGUGAGGACGUUGUAAAAAUAAAGCACCAAACUUGGCCUCUGCCAGUAGAGAAGGACUCGGGCCUAUUUUGAUCUACAGCCAGUAUUGCAGGGCUGCCUGUCUGUACUUUCAAACCCUUACCAGCAGAGGGCGCCAUUGCAUAAUAAUGAUUAGGUUUCAACCGCUAUCUCAUGAAGUGGAAUCUGAGGCACCCCGAAGGAUCAGUGAGGAGGAGGCUAGUUGUAAAGCCACCACCACAUUGCUGACUUCAAGUCACAAUUAUAUCUACUUAAUCUAGGUAAAAUGUUGGCCCGCUAUACCGCUUGUGAUAUUAUGUUUGCUUUGACAUCGAAAACCGGGCAUGCACACGAUUCACCAGCAAUGAGAGACGCGCCAUAUUUGAUACACCUUUCCACUUCCCCCUUCCCCAGCCUUCCCCAACAAUACUAUUCUUCAUGCUGAGCCUUUUGGAAGUUUUCCUUUUUUCUUUUGUUUCCUGAAAACGUUUUUUUGGUGCAUUUUGUGCUGUGAUUAGCAAUCAGUAAAGUGCAAUCUCAUAGGGGAAUUCUAGUUUCAAAAUGAAAUUUUCUUUUGUGUUUCAUUUAUUACCUUUUUAUAAAAUGCUUGACUUAUGUUCAACAAGGAAAGUUUAAACCAUUGCAUGCAUCGAAACGAUGAAAUAAUCAGUGAUCAGUUACAAUGUUCAACCUUGUAAACCGGCCAAACAAACACAAAACAAACUGGCACCUUACAGACUAUACGGUCACGGAUCGGGUUCAACGGUCAUGUUAUCGGCGGACUUUGACAGGGAUAGGUCCAUGGAUUUGUGGUUGAGCGCAACACAUACUUUAGCAUGAUAGCAACUCCUUAGGGGGUCUACAGUGUUACAGUGACAAAACGUGGUUUCUGAGGUACAAUAUUAGAAGAGCAAUACAUUGUGAAUGUGGUCACGAGUUGUUGGACCAACUGUUCCUCUUAUGUUGUGGUGUUGCCGCUGACCAGGAGGGUCUGCCAUUGGUCCAAGUCUUUUCUUAACUGUGCCACCUCAUAGACAAAAGCACAUUUUACCUGUAGUCUAACGCCUCUGUCUACCUGAUUUUCCAAAACAAAAGGACUGCAGUUCACCCGUCCGUCUCUGUAAAAUUAUAUCAAAACGAUGAAUAAUGUGAAUAGCACUUGAAAUUAAUGCAAAGAAAAAGAUGAUCCAAUAUAUCAGACGUUUGGUUCUUACAGAUUAUUUAAUUUAUCUUACUUUAGGAAAUGCAUGUGCAUCCACAAGGCACAAGCUUAACAUGCUAUGUUACAUACGAUGACUGAAUAUAGGCUAUCUGAAAGGAAAAAUCAAAGCAGGAAACUUUCAAGAAAGAAAAUGUAUUUUUAAAAUUAAAACGCAACAAUGUCAUCCAUUUUAUGUUUUUCAUUCUCCAAAAAGAAUAACCCAGAACUAAUAAUAAACAAAAUGCCAAAACAGUUCAAUUCAAGUUUUGGAAUAAAAGCCAGUAAAUGUUAAUGUGAACUUAUUUGAUAAAAGCACCUCAAACACACACAUCCCACACACACACAGUCAUAUACACACCCCCUCCAUACACAUUCACACAAACUAACAUACACACACACACACACACACACACACACACACACACACACACACACACACACACACACACACACACACACACACACACACAUUCACCCCCCCCCACACACACACACAUUCACAUCCCCCCCUCCCACACACACACACACAAUCAGACACGCCCCCAUACACAUUCACAAAAACGACGCAUACACACCCCCACACACACGCCCCCAUACACACACGCCCCCAUACACUCACACAGCAAGCAGGCAACAAAAUUCCAACAUCUCAGUUACAAACACAUGCAUCUAAAGUAUGCCACGACUCCCCUUCGUUUCAAUUAAGAAUUGUAAUGUCCUUAUGUCAUAUUUAUGUUGAUUAUUUGUGCACACAUGAUUACGCCCUGUUGUAUUAUUAUUAUUAUUUUGGCAAAAGCAUAUCAGCACCUUGUUUGUGUAUUAGUAUCAUUUCAAAAAACAUAUUUUAUUUCAGAUGGCAAUUUAUCCACAAAUAAUCACCAUUAUAUUUUACCAUUGUUUACUGUGUAAGAAAAAAACCUUAAAAAGACGAAAAACUUUGAUGACCGAGGGGUACUUCGUCAUUGCAUAUAACUAUUUUCUGUAAAAAAAAAUGAUUUUUGAAAUGUUGUAAUAUAUGUGACAGUGAAAAUAAAUCUUAUUACCAAGGUCUACAGGCUGUAUAUACAUUGGAAGAAUAGGGCUUUUGAUUAGUAGAUACAGGAAAUACAUUUAUACAUGUAAAGUCUUUUUCAGAGACAGUAAUUUAUCUAAUUUGAUACACAGUGAAAUGGGGCUAAUGGUAUUUGCGAAAGCAUUCUGUAAAUGAUCCUAUAUGAUGUUAUGUAACAGUUUGUCUCGAUUGGUUUGUGAUUUAUUAAGUUCAUGCUUAAAUCAUUAUUUCCCAAGGCUGAAUCAGUGCCCGCUAUAAUUUAACAAAAUAUUUGUAUUUAAUUACCAUAUCAUGGUACUUAAUUCCCUUUUCUCUUUUUAUUUUUUAUUUUACCAGACCUAGACAAUAAAUUAUAUGGUUUUGUCACCUAUCAAUAACACAUAUUAUAUUGUAUUCAGUAUAACUUUGCAUGCCUUAAUCCAACAAUAUUUUUUUAAAAUCUUAGGAUUGACUUGAAGAUGGCGAUGAGUGUGUCAACAGGACAACGUGUAUUGUAUUUUCCUUCAACUUGUCCUUUUUCUCAUUUUUGAAGCAUAAUUUUGUAACGGCAACCAGGGUCAAAGUUAUGCAAUAACAAUUAAUAGUGCCUCAUAUCACAACCUUGUAAUAUCGACUGCUCUGUGCACAGUUUUAAUUUAUAAAGCACACUUGAGGUGUGUUCAAGUGAAGAAAUUGCUGAGAAAUGAUACCGUAAAUUUUGUAAAAGCACAGACGCCGUUAUGCAAAUCUGACCUCUAAUGUUUAACUCCCUCCCGCACUGAGCCUUAUGUCAUCAUUUUGAAUGCCACCCCCCCUCCCUCCCCCUUUUCAUAUGUUGUCCAUAAGCCUGUGUUUUUGCUUGCAGUAAGUCACUCUUUACAACGGGAACAAGAAUUAUUCAUUAUGGGAUGUUUUUAUUCAGAUUUGGCACAGAGAUUCUAAUGGGGAAUAACUUAGUUCUACUGAACGCUGUGGACAAAUAUUACAUUAUAAUAAGAGUGACUCCUUUUGCAAACAAACACCGCUUACUCUUCUUAUGGGUUUCAAUAUCUAUUUUCGUAAUCUGUAUCAUCUGCAAUUUAUUUCUGCCGAUAAAAAAAAUUGAAGUAGUGAAACCAAUGCCUUUGUUUUCGAGUUUGCUGAUAUUACGUACAGUAAUUGUUGUUCCUGUAUUUAUGUAAAGUGAGUGUAUUGUAGAUAUAUUCAAAUAUUUUCACUCUUGCCGUAAAGAAAAAAAAAUUGUGAUACUGCUCAUCAAUGCUUCAAAAGGGAGAUUCUGCUCAUGGAAUUCCAAAUCUGCAAAAGAAAACGUUUUUAAUUCAACUUUUUUCAGAAAGUUUAAGAACAGUUGUCUUUCUACCUUGUUUUUAUUUUGUUCUUCCUUUUAUCCAACGGUUGUUUAGAUAUCCAGUCAGUGUUCCUCUUGCUCUUUUCUCUGUAUUUUUCAUAUGGAUGGAGCUGUGAAAUUAAAAAAAUGAGUUCAAACAUACACAUGUAUAUUCAUAUGAAUGGAGGCAUGACGGAUAAUAAAGCAGCGUUUUGUACGUAAGGCCCUGGUAUGGAGCUGAGAAGGACAUGCAUGACUGUGAGCUGGGAUGGAAUGUGGUUUUGGUGUCCCAUUAGACAUUUGAGCAGAGCGCCAAACAUCCGGUGGCAUUCUGAAACCUAAUCUUAGUAUUAGGAAAAGCCGUGCCAAAUGAUCUCUCCAUAUAGAUAUGAAUGGCUUUCUGAGAGCCACACUCUCUCAGAGUACACGUUGUUCAGGAGUAGAACAGCCAAGCAUCUCUGGCCUUUGACUGUACACUUCAGCAACCAGCAGGCCACGGAUGGCUGUAGGCCUCGUACGAAAGACAGCUUGAUCACUGAAGAUCGCCACCUUCAAAUGAACAGAUACCAUGGCAGUUAUUUUAACUUUGUUUAUUUUUUCGUUGUAAAGGUGGCAUCUAGUGAAACAGACCUGACCUUCCACCAGAAAUGGAAUAUAACAUUCAUAAGUGAGUUUUAAUUAGUGUAUUAUCCCAUGAAAAUACGUUUUUUUCUUUUUUGUUACCUAGCAAUUAGCUCAUAUGGUUAGCAAGUCCUCUUCCAGGGUGCCCACCAUCUUGUUUCUACAGUAGCGUAGAACGGACAAACAGACGCUUUUAGCAUAAUCAAUAUCUUACUUGUAAACCACAAACCCAAGUUUUGCAGAUUAACAAACUUAACAAACUUCUUCACUUGACACUUGAAGACGAUAAUUUUGGAAGUAACAACUGGCCCCUUACAGGCCAGUCCAGGCCGACCUUAGCCUCUCCUAAGUCGUUUGAGAGUUGGAGAUGAGGGUGGUGUAUAUUUAGUUGGUUGCAAUUUGGAACCCCACGCUAGAUGCCAUUGAAUCCUACACAACGCAUCUUUAAGUAAAAAAACAACCAAAAAAGAUCCUAUUCAAUCGUUGUGACUUUUGUAUGUAUGUUUCCCUUUGAGUUAUAGGCAAGUUUGGGAGAAUGUGAUUGGUAAGGAGAAAAGAUAGGAUAAGUUAAUAUCAAAAUCCUCCUCUUGACGAAAGGGAGGGGCCUUAGAAGGCUUAUGUAGUCCAUAUCAAAACAAACCUCAAAACUUUCCUUAUGCUCAGACAAGCCGGAACAGAUUCUGCUGUAGUGGGUUCAUCGGGCUUGACACGUAACCUCCUCUAUGAGUCAUGUCACUGAUACUUAACUAAUUCAGUGAGAACAAGUGAUUUGAUGUUGAAUAACUGCACCACAGCGAGGAACUCUUCAAAUGUAUUUAAUAUUUGAAGAAAUUAUCUCGUAUCGGUUAGAAUAGAGAACUGAUGUGUGAAUGUCUAAACAAAUGUAAUAUUUAAUCUAAUCUCUACCACUGCUAUAUUGAUAUUGUAGUAAAACACAGUAAGACAUGAUGCUGUAUUCCAAAAGUAUAAAACACCAAGCUAUAUUGUUAUACAUAAGUACCACAUACCCUUUUCAUACAACUGUCCACAAAUAAAUACAAUACAUCACCCUUGACACAAGACUUUAUUUAAAUGUAUUGUUAUUAGCUGGUAUUAAUGUGGGAUAAAGGUUUAUAUUCCUUAUCCAUGGCACCACAUUGUGUAACACUAAUUACAGAGUUUUUGUGUUAUCAGGCAACAUUGAGGAUUGGGUAAAUAAAAUAAAAUGAGGAUAUUGGCAAUAUUCUGACUAAUGGCAGUGCAACAGAUCAAGACCAAUGUACCAAUAGUGUAACCGUUAUGUGGUCAUAUUUCACCACUGCUGCCUCUAUAAAAAGCCGUUGUUAAGCUCAAUCUAAAUAAAAAACCAAAGCAGUGGAGUCGAUGCUAUGCAAAGAGCUUCAUAACUUUUAUACACAUUUAAAUUUUUUAUAGAAAACUGAAAUUACUGAGUCUUCGAAAACAUUUGGUCACUAAUUGAAAUAAAUUGUAAUAUAAUUCCUCUAUCUUAGAUAUCAUUGGCUCUGUAUACAUCAGCAAGGUCAACAAAUGUAUAUUUUUUAUUUUCUGAUCUAAAUUCCCAAACAUAGCUACUAUAAAAAAAAUAAAAAUAGGAAGCUCUUUCAUUCGGCAUUGGCAUAUUUACAUUGACAACCUUUACUUUUUCAAAUAAAAAAGGCACUUUAAUUAUAUGUAGGUAUGAAUUGAUAAUAUACUUUUCAGUAUGAUUUAAACCCAACGCCAUGGAAAGACCCACAGAACAGAAAGGAGAAUGUGCUCAUUUUGAAGAUAAUAAUCAUAAAAGAAACAGUGUUUGAUCCAAACAGCUCUUUGAAGAUGUGGCCAAGUCAAACCCUUUGCACUAAAAUAAUGUGUAAUUUCCACAGGUGAACACUGAUUUGAAUAAAUGCGGAACAAUCUUUUUCAUUACAAAGCAAGCCUCACAACCAAUGUUAAUCCAGGUAUGGCGAACUUCUUUCCAGUGUAUGUUUGACAACUGAACAUUAACUUUGAAUAUCUCCUCUGAGCCUUGUGCUAUGAAUUGUUGCUAGACUGCUCAUCAAAUGAAUAAGGAAAUGGAAAAAAAAAAUUAUCUUGUCUUUCGAAACUGAAUACUGAAUUCAUUAUGAUGGAACCACACCCAUCGCAUGAUAUGCCGUAGGAUUAAUUGCCAGAAGUUAAACUGGUAUGACCAGUGUCUGAGGCAAUGUCUCUACCACCAAAGGAGAAGAUUCAACCUAACACGAUAAGCAGCCAAUCUGAUUUGAAUGUAACAUCUGUGCCAAUGAGACAAACACAAUUAAUAAUGCAGCAAAAAAUAGCUCAGGUUUGGGUUAUUUCGUUGGUAAACAAUAAUUUGUAUAUGAUUCAUGUGAACAUUUAACUGGCGAAGAAUGAAAAUCUUUGCACUUUUGAACUUUGGAACAAGCAUAAUACAAAUAAAUACAUAAUUGGACUAUUUUAUUGGUAACACCAACAACAGCUAAUACAUUUUUUUUUUUCUUUUCAUUGGUGUUUUCUUUUUUAAAAGCAAUUGAUGCUUGGCAUGGUUUCCUGAAACAUUUCCCGCACCAUAGGAGGGAAAAUAAAUCCAAAUCUAAAACAUAAAAAUCCAAACAUAGCACAGCUACACCUGUUUGAUUGUUUUCCUAAAAGGAACAUAAAAAAAACUCAAAGAAAAAGACCAGUAAGUUCUAAAAUCGUCUGAUUUCCGCUUCUAAGAAUUCGGAUCUAACUCAAACAGAAACAACCCCAGAAAGAGUAAAAAAAAAAACGAGCAGGUCUGAUCAGGGAUCAUGAGCUGGAGCGUCAGGCCUGGUGCCUCUUCAUAUGCAGCGCCAGGUGGUCGGAGCGGGAGAAACAGCGGUUGCACACUG